Mesorhabditis spiculigera is the source of this 3090-nucleotide messenger RNA. The record is from the annotation of a GenBank genome assembly. Lineage: Eukaryota; Metazoa; Nematoda; Chromadorea; Rhabditida; Rhabditidae.
AUGUCGGGUCAUAUUAUCGAUUACAAAGUUAUCGCAUGUUCUUCUGAAGACCACGAGCUCCAGAAGCAUAUUUCAACGUUACCAGAGUUCCAAAUAACGGGAAAUAAGGGUACGUUUCACUUCGUCGAGCACGGCUCGGUGAACGAACGGCAGAGUUUGUACUGCAGUGAUUCCGCGGAAUAUAUACGCUUUACAGUACAUGGCUAUUACCAUAAUGCGGAGAACGAAGAUCGUCAGAUAUGCGUCGCCGCCAUAGUGAUCCGAGCACCAGGCGCGGCGUUGGGCGGCUCCAGUAUGUCCUACUCGCAAGGAGCUCACUCGGACGAUCUGCUAAGUCGGAGCAUAACCUCGGUUAAGAAUCCGGUGUUGGAUGAGGGACGCUAUAGCCCAGCUCGGACUCCUAGUCGAAGUUUGGUCAGCCCAUUUGACCCGAAUAAACACGGCAUCAAGCUUAAUACGAGCUCCCGUAACAAUUCACCAAUCCGCCGAUCACCACUCCCGGUUCCGCUUCCCGCGCCGACCAAGCGGCGCCCGUCCCCCCAGCCACAACCCCCGCCAAUCGCCAAGGCAAACUUGCAGCAUUUGUUCAACUCGGACUCGGAGGAUGAGGAGGUAAUCUUCACGAAAAGCAUGGUCAAGCGGUUGAACAGCAAGCUGAAAGACCCAUCAGACACCCCCUCAACUUCCGACCGCCCUAAUUCCACCGGAUCCAGGGCGCCUACGAGAAGCCCGUCAAGAAAUUCCAGAAAUUCCUCGAAAACGGGAGAGCGCCCGGAUAGCGUACAGAUUCGGAGGCCGAUGCCGAUGGAUAAGGAUGAGAAGGAUUUGAAAAUUAAGACGACCGAUCCUGAUGCGAAAAGCGAAAAAUCGGCCGAUAGUGGUCGUCAAUCACUUCCGGAAGAUGGCCCACUAUCUCCGAGAUCUCGAGACCGCAUCUUGCGCGAAAUCGCCGGAGUGGAAUUUGGCGGAUCCGGAAAGCUCUCCGACAAAAAGAAAUACUAUUUCCGACGCUCUAUGAAUGUCUAUAACAACACGAUUCGGAUUUUGGAAGGCCGAAAAGAAGAAUAUUUGUAUAAAGAACAAUACGGAGUCGUUGACGGCCUUCAGCAACAACUUGAGCGUCUUUAUGCCAAAGAAGCCCCACUCCGCGAGCUAUUAGUGGAGCGGCUCGAUGCACUACAAGCCAAUAAAUAUCAACAGGCCCAAAACUUAAAAGACAAAUUCGAUGCCCAGCUUGCCGAUGCUGUCGACUUGGAGAAGUUGAAGAAGUAUUUGAGCAAGGCCGAGACUUCGAGCAUACCGACAACGCCCAGCACGGCUCCGCGAACCACCUUCACCGUCGGCAUGAUUGUAACCGAGACUCAAAGGGGCCUAAUCGGCUUCAGCAUCACGGCCGGCGUGAUCCCGUUGGCGUUGCAGCGCAUCCGGGACCUCGAACUCAUCAAUGACGUCGAUUUCGAGUUCAUCGUCAACUACACCGACUGCACGGAGGCGAACGCGGCCGGAGUGGCUGUAGACUUGCUCCAGAAGCAGGACGUAGAUGUCAUCUUGGGCCCACCAUGCGCUAAUGCAAUUGUUCCCGUCGGGUUCUUGACCUCGUUCUACGGGACGCUGCAGGUAGCCGGGGUAAAUUACGUUGAUGACGCUACGACACUAUGGGCUGCUCGGGGAGGUGUCCGACCACUGACGACGCCGAUAUGCGGCUACAAAGGCGACGAUUGCCCGUUGAGCACCUGGGAGAAAAGCGGCCUCUACAUCGUCAUCGGUGAAGUAAUCCAGAAAGGUACCCUGACGCUGGAUGCCUUCUUUGCCAUGGCGCUGAUCAAAGAUUUGGUCGAGGGGCUCCACUUCGUGCACCGGUCGUUCUUGGGUGUUCAUGGGAAUUUAAGCUCUACAACGUGUUGGAUUGACGAACGAUGGCAGCUGAAAGUAUCUGGAUUUGGCUGCAAGACGCUUCGACAGGGCGAGCCGCCGGAGAAGCGGAAAAUUGUGACCCGGAAGAGUGUUUUCGAUUUGGAGAAUCGGGAUGAGAAGCUGGAAGAGCUUCUCUACAUGAUUAAGCGCGGCUCCCAUCUACCGGCCCGCCCUGACCUGACUGUCCACGAAGAAAUGGAACUCAACCCGGCUAUGAUCCACCUAAUUCGCGACUGCUGGGAUGAGAGUCCGAUGAAACGACCGGAUCUUGGAAUCGUGAAAAACGUCAUGAAAUCGAUGUCGACAAGCAGCGGCCAGCAAAAUCUGAUGGACCACGUCUUCAAUAUUAUGGAGAGCUAUGCCGAAACCCUCGAGAAAGAGGUCGAAACUCGCAUGGCUGAGCUCGUGGAGGAGAAAAAGAAAAGUGACAUCUUGCUUUAUCGAAUGCUGCCAAGGCAAGUAGCAGAUCGCUUGAAACUCGGCCAAUCCGUCGAGCCGGAAUCGUUCGAUUCGGUGACGAUCUUCUUUUCCGACGUCGUGCAGUUUACGAAUUUAGCGGCAAAAUGUACCCCGCUACAGAUCGUGACACUCCUUAACGAUCUCUAUACGACAUUCGAUACCGUAAUCGAACAACACCAUGUUUACAAGGUCGAAACUAUUGGUGAUGGAUACCUCUGCGUUUCUGGCCUACCCAAGCGUAAUGGGAAUCAGCACGUCAAAGACAUUGCCGAGAUGUCGUUGGGAUUCUUCCGUGAAGUCCAGAUGUUCCGCGUACCACACUUGCCGACACAGACUAUAAACCUGCGCAUCGGGAUGCAUUCCGGGUCUUGCGUGGCCGGGGUGGUCGGAUUGGCGAUGCCCAGGUACUGUCUCUUUGGAGAUACCGUAAACACAGCUUCGCGGAUGGAAAGUAAUGGGAAACCCGGCAAAAUCCACAUGUCAGCCGAUGCAGCCGCUCUCUUGAGUCGAUUGGGAGGCUACCAAAUUGAGUCGAGGGGAGAGGUGAUGAUCAAGGGAAAAGGUGUGAUGGAAACCUUCUGGCUUGAGGUGAGGCGUAAUUUGGGAAUUUGUCGAUCUCACGAUUCCGCCACGUUGCAGCGUCACCUGGUGUGCCAUGACACACUACAAUGCAACCUGCUCACCAUCUAUCUAGCUUUCCUGCAAGAGUGCCAACCG